Messenger RNA from Coregonus sp. 'balchen', 6868 nucleotides. The record is from the annotation of a GenBank genome assembly. Lineage: Eukaryota; Metazoa; Chordata; Actinopteri; Salmoniformes; Salmonidae.
AUGGCUCACGGCUUCAGCGAGGUGAGGAAUAUCAACUCCUUUAGAACUCACUGCAUGGGAAAAUAACCCUGGUGUGGUGUUCUCAUCAGCUUUAUCAUUUGCACAAAAAUGUCUGCUGUGAGUGAGUUUUAUUCUGCUUUGUUUCUUGUUGUUGAGGGCCCCAUGGCUAGAGUUCAUCCCUGUGACAGGGUUCUGUAACUUUGUGUGUGGAGAGCCCUGGAGUACUGAUGUGCCACUAUCAGAAUCAACCGGUCGAACGUCUUCAAUCGACACACUGUUUGACCUGCAGACUUCCCAACAUAUAUCCAGCCCUUCAGACAUGGUGGACACAAUAUAUGGGAUUGAAAUGCCUCUGUGGAGACAUUCGAGGGCAGCCCUGCUCCAGACCCCAGCCAGAAAUAGCAGGCACCCAGCGCCUGAGUGGAAGACCUUCUGGUGAGCUUGGAUUGUCUCAUUGGCCAGCUGACCUACGGAGCAGGUCAGGUCUAAGUGCUCCAAGACGCGGAAACAUGUGCACACCAAGGACGACUCCCCGGUAGACUCGUCUUGAAUAAACUUGUGCUUUUUAUUGGGGCCCAAAAAGGAAUGUGUGACAGCAGCCAAAGCUGUAAGCUGCUGCAGUCCAACAUGAAGUCUUUGACUAAUAAUUGUACUUCCCAUUUUCUGUGAUGCCUGUAAAAUAGACAUGUUUGGAAUUUUAUAUUAGGGUCAUUCUGGGUAGAACACGUCCAAACUAUUUAACAGAAGGAUAGUUAAUUCGGUCAAAAUACACAUUAAGAGGUACAGCAAUAAAUAAUUUGGUGUAGUUCUGCAGUGUAGCUGGCUAGCAUGCUAGUUAGCUAACGUUAACGGUGAUAGCUAACAUCAACCUGGUCCUCCCCUAAAACAUCAGAUAAUGUACAUUGAAAGGCUUAGCUUGCUAGGAAAAUAAUAUUAAUUUAGCUAAUCUAAAUCACAACUAUAGCACGACACAACGAUUAACUUACUUUUUCCUAACAACUUCGUGUUGCAUGCUACAGUUCCAGGUUCUAUGUGAGCUUCAACCUAGCUCAAACUCUCCUCCAGUUGUAAUCCGUGUGAGCGCGUGCGCAAACAAGCGAACUGUUUGCCCGCUUGUUGCUAGGAGACAGGAAAAGAACCAAACCAACGGUCGCAGCUGUUUAUGUCCCACCUACGUACUUCACUAUUGGUCAAAGCAAGCCAUUAUCGUCAUUUCCUGAAGGUUUACUCCUUUUCUAAUGGACUGUUCCGUUGUCAUUUAAAAUAACGCAUAAUACUGUAGUUGCAGGCAAGUUUUGUUUACCUGCGGUCUGAUACGCCUCGUUGAGUUCAAGUUGAAAGAAAUCUAUUUUGUUCUUCUCAGGGCUGAUAUUUGGAGAUGGUAUGUAGCUCUACUUUAGUAACUGUUAUCUAUAGUUUCCUAGCUAGUCAGUUAGCAGUUUCUAUUUGUUCGUUGAGCUAGGUAACGUUACACAGGUGGGUUUCAAGCUAGUGAGCUACUGUAGCAACUCAAGUCUUUGCAGCAGCCAUUCUGCAACGUUGUGGCUAGUAACGUUAGCUAGCUGGUGGCAAAAAUAACGUCAGCUUUUUAAGAUCACUUUCACAGGGUUUAGCAACUAUAACAUUUCAGUUUGCUAAACUUUUGCAUGUAGCUAGAUAGCUAAGUUGGCUUAUUGUGUUAGCGUCAUUGACUUGGGGCCCAAGUGCUAUUUCCUUGAUAGUUUAUCCUAGUAAUUUCCUCCCCCAUGCACAACAUAUUUUCAGUUUGAAUGUGUACCAUCUCACUGAGUAGCAGUGCCCAAAACAUACCCUUUACCAGCCACAUGGUAUUUAGCUAAAUAGGUAACAACAUACCUUUCAUUCAUAGCCAAUUUAUCAAUGCACUUCAGAACAGUAGUAUAUACAGAGUGCAUCAAAAUGUGAUAUUCUGAAUAGAUGUUAAAUCUGACCUGUUACCAGCAUUUGGCUGGUAGUGGAGAUAGGCUAAUUUUAGGACCUGCACCUCAUCAACUCAAGUUACAUAGGGUAACAUUAGCUAGCCAUCUACACUAAAACUUAAAGCGAUACUAUACAUUUUCCCCUUAUGAUCAGUUUUACAGGUAAACUCUGACAGCUUGUUGUUAUGUUACAGACUUCAGGCUACCGAAAACCCAACACCAUUUCCAACCAGAGGAAAAAGGCAGAUCCUAAACCAGACUUGACAGAGGAACAAAAGCAGGAGAUCAGAGAGGCCUUUGACUUGUUUGAUACAGAUGGCUCAGGAACAAUUGACGUGAAGGAACUCAAGGUAGGCUAUACCAUAGAAUAUAAACGGUUCACUCAGCUAGUCACCAUAAUGCCAUCCACUGUUUCAGCGUAUGCUUAUUUUUUUAAUUUUUUUAUGUUGUUUCUUGAAUAUAAUUUUUUUAUUUCUGCUGCUCCAGGUUGCCAUGCGUGCCCUUGGCUUUGAACCAAAGAAAGAAGAGAUCAAGAAGAUGAUUGCAGACAUCGACAAGGAGGGAUCUGGGACCAUUGAUUUUAAUGACUUUCUCUGUAUGAUGACACAGAAAAUGGUAUGUAUUUUCUUAGUAAAGAAGAGAUUAAAGGAUUGGUUCACGAUUAUACACUGAACAAAAAUAUAAAUGCAACAUAUAAAGUGUUGGUCUCAUGUUUCAUGAGCUGAUGAAAGAUCACAGAAAUUUUUCAUACACACAAAAAGCUUAUUUGUCAAAAAUGUUGACAUCGCUGUUAGUGAGUAUUUUUCCUUUGCCAAGAUAAUCCAUCCACCUGACAGGCGUGGCAUAUCAAGAAGCUGAUUAAAAAGCAUGAUCAUUACACAAGUGCACCUUGUACUGGGGACAAUAAAAGGCCACUCUAAAAUGUGCAAUUUUGUCACACAACACAAUGCCACAGAUGUAUCAAGUUUUGAGGGAGCAAGCAAUUGGCAUGCUAACUGUAAGAAUGUCCACCAGAGUUGUUGCCAGUGAAUUCAAUGUUCAUUUCUCUACCAUAAGCAGCCUCCAAUGUCGUUUUAGAGAAUUUGGCAGUACGUCCAACUGGCCUCACAACCGCAGACCGCGUUCUUCACUUGCUGGAUCGUCUGAAACCAGCCACCCGGACAGCUGAUGAGACUGUGGGUUUGCACAACUGAAGAAUUUCAACACAAACUGUGAGGGAAGCUCAUUUGCGUUCUCAUCGUCCUCACCAGGGUCUUGACCUGACUGCAGUUCAGCGUCGUAACCGACUUCGGUGCCGUCUUCAAUCCCUGUUUCAACUGUACCGGGCAGAUGGCAGACAGAGUGCAUGGCGUCGUGUGGGCGAGCGGUUUGCUGAUGUCAACGUUGUGAACAGAGUGCCCGAUGGUGGGGUUAUGGUAUGGGCAGGCAUAAGCUACGGACAACGAACACAAUUGCAUUUUAUCGAUGACAAUGAAAAUGGAGAGAAAUACCGCAACGAGGUCCUGAGGCCCACUGUCAUGCCAUUCAUCCGCCGCCAUCACCUCAGCAUGAUAAUGCAUGGCCCCAUGUCGCAAGGAUCUGUACACAUUUUCUGGAAGCUGAAAAUGUCCCAGUUCUUCCAUGGCCGGCAUACUCACCAGACAUGUCCCAUUAAGCAUGUUAGGGAUGCUCUGGAUCGACAUGUACGAUGGUGUGUUCCAGUUCCCGCCAAUAGCCAGCAACUUCGCACAGCCAUUGAAGAGGAGUGGGACAACAUUCCACAGGCCACAAUAAACAGCCUGAUCAACUCCAUGCGAUAGCGAUGUGUCGCACUGCAUGAGGCAAAUGGUGGUCACACCCAAUACGGACUGGUUUUCUGAUCCAAACCUCACCUUUUUUAAAGGUGUCUGUGACCAACAGAUGCAUAUCUGUAUUCCCAACCAUGUUAAAUCCAUAGAUUAGGGCCUAAUUUAUUGAUUUAAAUUGACUGAUUUCCUUUAUAUACAGUGCAUUCGGAAAGUGUUCAGACCCCUUGACUUUUUCCACAUUUUGUUAUGUUACAGCCUUAUUCUAAAAUUGAUUAAAUUCCUUUUGUCCCUCAUCAAUAUAUACACAAUACACCAUAAUAACAAAGCGAAAACAGGUUUUUAGUCAUUUUUGCAAACGUAUUAAAAAUAAGAAUCAGAAAUAUCACAUUUACGUAAGUAUUCAGACCAUUUACUAUGAGACUUGAAAUUGUACUCAGGUGCAUCCUCUUACCAUUGAGUCCACCUGUGGUAAAUUCAAUUGAUUGGACAUGAUUUGGAAAGGCACACACCUGUCUAUAUAAUGUCCCACAGUUGACAGCGCAUGUCAGAACAAAAACCAAGCCAUGAGGUCGAAGGAAUUGUCCGUAGAGCUCCGAGACAGGAUUGUGUCGAGGCACAGAUCUGGGGAAGGGUACCAAAACAUUUCUGCAGCAUUGAAGGUCCCCAAGAACACAGUGGCCUCCAUCAUUCUUAAAUGGAAGAAGUUUGGAACCAUCAAGACUCUUCCUAGAGCUGGCCGCCCAGCCAAACUGAGCAAUCGGGGGAGAAGGGCCUUGGUCAGGGAGGUGACCAAGAACCCAAUGGUCACUCUGACAGAGCUCCAGAAUUCCUCUGUGGAGAUGGGAGAACCUUCCAGAAGGAUAAUCAUCUCUGCAGCACUUCACCAAUCAGGCCUUUAUGGUAGAGUGGCCAGAAGGAAGCCCCUCCUCAGUAAAAGGCACAUGACAGCCUGCUUGGAGUUUGCCAAAAGGCACCUAAAGGACUCUCAGACCAUGAGAAGCCAGAUUCUCUGGUCUGAUGAAACCAAGAUUGAACUCUUUGGCCGGAAUGCCAAGCGUCACGUCUGGAGGAAACCUGGCACCAUCCCUACGGUGAAGCAUCAUGCUGUGGGGAUGUUUUUCAGCGGCAGGGACUGGGAGACUAGUCAGAAUCGAGGGAAAAAUGAACGGAGCAAAGUACAACGCUUCCAUCUGGCCACUCUACCAUAAAGGCCUGAUUUGAAGAGUGCUGCAGAGAUGAUUGUCCUUCGGGAAGGUUCUCCCAUCUCCACAGAGAAACUCUGGAGCUCUGUCAGAUUGACCAUCGGGUUCUUGGUCACCUCCCUGACCAAGGCUCUUCUCCCCCAAUUGCUCAGUUUGGUUGGGCGGCCAGCUCUAGGAAGUCUUGGGGGUUCCUAACUUCUUCUAUUUAAGAAUGAUGGAGGCCACUGUGUUCUUGGGAACCUUCAAUGCUGCAGGAAUGUUUUGGUACCCUCGACACAAUCCUGUCUUGGAGCUCUGCGGACAAUUCCUUCGACAUCAUGGUUUGGUUUUUGCUCUGACAUGCACUGUCAACUGGUGUGUGCCUUUCCAAAUCAUGUCCAAUCAAUUGAAAUAACCACAGGUGGACUCCAAUCAACUUGUAUCAACAAGGAUGAUCAAUGGAAACAGGAUGCACCUGAGCUCAAUUUCAAGUCUCAUAGCAAAGGGUCUGAAUACUUAUGUAAAAAAGGUAUUUCAUAUUUUUAUUUAUUUUUGUGCAACAUUUUUAAAAACUACUUUCGCUUUGUCAUUAUAGGGUAUUGUGUGCAGAUUGAUGGAUUUUUAUUUAUUUAAUCAAUUUUAGAAUAAGGCUGUAACGUAAAUAAAAUGUGGAAAAAAAGUCAAGGGGUCUGAAUACUUUUUGAAUGCACUGUAUGCCAAGAGUCUGCAAAGCUGUCAUCAAGGCAAAGGAUGGCUAUUUGAAGAAUCUCAAAUAUAAAAUAUAUUUUGGUUUGUUUAGCACUUUUUUUGGUUACUACAUGAUUCCAUAUGUGUAAUUUCAUGGUUUUGAUGUCUUCACUAUUAUUCUACAAUGUAGAAAAUAGUAAAAAUAAAGAAAAACCCUUGAAUAAGUGUGUGUUCAAACUUUUAACUGGUACUGUGUGUGUGUGUGUGUGUGUGUGUGUGUAUAUAUAUUCCGUACUCUGACAUUGCUCCUUCCGAUAUUACUUAAUUUCUUAUUUUUUGUGUAUAUUGUUUUCUAUUGCUAGAUCCAAUUUGUAAGUCGCUCUGGAUAAGAGCGUCUGCUAAAUGACGUAAAUGUAAAUGUAAAUAUAUUACUGCACUGUUGGAGCUAGAAAACACAUGUAUUUGAAAUCUUUUGCAGAUCUUUGGUUGGAAUUUUGUCUCCUCUACGUAAUGUUGAUAUAUUGUUUUUUUUGUUUAUCAGAAUGAAAAAGACUCAAAAGAAGAAAUCCUAAAGGCUUUCCGCUUAUUUGAUGAUGACGGCACAGGCAAAAUUUCCUUCAAAAAUCUCAAGAGAGUUGCCAAGGAUCUUGGCGAAAACCUGACAGAUGAGGAAUUGCAGGUAUGUUAGGAUAUAACUUGUAACUUGUUGGCAUUCUGCUCACAUCUAAACAUAUUCAAUGCAGAAAUCCUGACUGUUAAAACGAUGUAUCUUUCAAAGGAAAUGAUUGACGAAGCAGACCGAGAUGGAGAUGGAGAGAUCAAUGAGCAGGAGUUUCUAAGGAUAAUGAAGAAGACAAGUCUAUAUUGAAUGUCUUAUGUUUCCCAACGUUUAUUUUCCACUGCUGGAACGCUCUCACUUAGAUUCCUUAGAUUCUUUUAAGGGUACUUUAUGAUAUAGCAUUUAGUGGCUUUUUUAAACAGAUCUAUACACAGAUUUUUUUAUAUUUUAGAAUUGUGUAUAUUUUUGUAUAAAUCAUAGCUUUUAACUUAGUUAUAGUCUCCUCUUUACCAUGGAAGUGAAAUUAUAUUGUUUAUUCCAAGGAGCCUUGCACCUAACAUUACUGUAUGGCUCCUAUGGCUAUUUGGUUCCCUCUUGUGACACAUGAAAUAAAGUGCAGCUGUAAUUGUCUUAGAUGAUUUAGCCCUUUUCUCAAGUUCAGUUAAACCGUUUGAUUAUUUAAAUAGCUUUUGAUUAUACACUUCACAUUAUCUAGAC